This is a messenger RNA of Vicugna pacos (alpaca), 2913 nucleotides long. It is a transcript of the gene FBXO3, whose product is annotated as F-box protein 3. Gene Ontology annotation, cellular component: cytoplasm. Lineage: Eukaryota; Metazoa; Chordata; Mammalia; Artiodactyla; Camelidae. Gene Ontology annotation, molecular function: protein binding. The record is from RefSeq and is a predicted model, not a curated record.
GGCCAGGGCGGGGCCAGGCCUGCACCGGACCAGGCAAGAUGGCGGCCGUGGAGACCGAGUCGGCGCCGCUGACCCUAGAAUCGCUGCCCACCGACCCCCUGCUCCUCAUCUUAUCCUUCUUGGACUACCGGGACCUAAUCAAUUGUUGCUAUGUCAGUCGAAGACUUAGUCAGCUAUCAAGUCAUGAUCCGCUGUGGAGAAGACAUUGCAAAAAAUACUGGCUGAUAUCUGAGGAAGAGAAAACACAGAAGAACCAGUGUUGGAAAUCCCUCUUCAUAGAUACUUACUCUGAUGUAGGAAGAUAUAUUGACCAUUAUGCUGCUAUUAAAAAGGCCUGGGAUGAUCUCAAGAAGUACUUGGAACCCAGAUGUCCUCGGAUGGUUUUAUCUCUGAAAGAGGGUGCUCGAGAGGAGGACCUGGAUGCUGUGGAAGCUCAGAUUGGCUGCAAGCUUCCUGAUGAUUAUCGAUGUUCAUAUCGUAUCCAUAACGGGCAGAAGUUAGUGGUUCCUGGGUUGCUGGGAAGCAUGGCACUGUCUAAUCACUAUCGUUCUGAGGAUUUGUUGGAUGUCGAUACGGCUGCUGGAGGCUUCCAGCAGAGACAGGGACUGAAAUACUGUCUCCCUUUAACAUUUUGCAUACAUACUGGUUUGAGUCAGUACAUAGCAGUGGAAGCUGCGGAGGGCCGAAACAAAAAUGAAGUCUUCUACCAAUGUCCAGACCAAAUGGCUCGGAAUCCAGCUGCUAUUGACAUGUUUAUCAUAGGUGCUACUUUUACUGACUGGUUUACUUCUUAUGUCAACAAUGUUGUAUCAGGUGGCUUCCCUAUCAUCAGAGACCAGAUUUUCAGAUACGUUCAUGAUCCAGAGUGUGUAGCAACAACGGGGGAUAUUACAGUUUCAGUGUCCACGUCGUUUCUGCCAGAACUUAGCUCUGUACAUCCACCCCACUAUUUCUUCACAUACCGAAUCAGGAUUGAAAUGUCAAAAGAUGCACUUCCUGAGAAGGCUUGUCAGUUAGACAGUCGCUAUUGGAGAAUAACAAAUGCUAAAGGUGAUGUGGAAGAAGUUCAAGGACCUGGAGUCGUUGGUGAAUUUCCAAUCAUCAGCCCUGGCCGUGUAUAUGAAUACACAAGUUGUACCACAUUCUCUACAACAUCAGGAUAUAUGGAAGGAUAUUAUACCUUCCACUUUCUUUACUUUAAAGACAAGAUCUUUAAUGUCGCCAUUCCCCGAUUCCAUAUGGCUUGUCCGACAUUCAGGGUGUCUAUAGCUCGAUUGGAAAUGGGUCCCGAUGAAUAUGAAGAGAUGGAAGAGGAAGAAGAAGAGGAGGAGGAGGAAGACGAUGACGAUUCGGCAGAUAUGGACGAAUCAGAUGAAGAUGAGGAGGAGGAGAGACGGAGGAGAGUCUUUGAUGUUCCCAUUCGGAGACGCCGCUGCUCUCGCCUUUUUUAGCGAUCCUCUGCCAAUGGAAGCGCUGGGAUGAACCCAGUCGGUUAAACAGAUUUCUCAAUAAUGUAAAUAACUAAAUUGUUCUCAGCUCAUAGCAGGAAGCUAGCAUGAAAUAUUGUGCCAGGCCCUGGGUUCUAUGCGAACGCUACCUUAGGAACUGGAUUGUUUGGGUUUGCUUUGUGUUUUUGAGGUGGAGGAGGAAAUGGGAGUCUUCUUUUUUUCCUGUCUUCUAGAAGGCAAUGGGAGAACAGUUCUCUAGCUAAGGAACAGACAGUUCCUUGUUUUAAAAUAUUUUAUACUUAUGAAAAAAAAGUUACUGGGAGGGAAAUUGUUUCGAAUAAGGAUUUUAAGUGAAGCAGAAAUGCCUACACAAGGAUAAAGAGAAACUAUGUGACUGAAUGAUUCUGUGAAAAGAUUUAUAGCAUAAGUUACUUAGAAAUGAACAGAAUUUGUAAUUAGGCUAAUCCAUUUAGUGAUUCCUUAUAUAUUUUGUACUCACAGGGAACUAAUUGACUAAAUAGCUUGAAUGCUAAUUGUCCUUUCUUAGACAAUCUGUCCUUGAAUUUAGAGUUUUCAUCACAACAACCUUGAAUUUAAAGUUGAACAGUGUGACUUUGACCUUGAAUUUAGUCAUCAACUCUGCCAGCCUUGAUUUUAAUUUAAAAUCUUCAACACGACAACCUUGAAUUAAUUUAGUCUUCGGUACUAUGACCUUUAUCAUAUUGUUCACAGAUGCAUCAUUUUUGAAAUGUAGUGUGUAAAAAUAUGUAUUGUUAUUAACAAAAGAACUCUUCACAGUGUCACAUGUCUAAAUUUGUAAAUACUGCUUCUGUUUUGUUUCCCCUUUAUAUACUUGACCGUCUUAACUUUGUGAUAAGUGACAUGAAUUUUAUGUUAAAGAUUAUGUUUUCCUGAAACAUGGAUUUUUUUGUAAUUAUAUAACUGAGAACUUGGAAUGAAAUCCUCCAAGUGUCAAAAACUCACAUUUUGCAAACAAAUUUUGGUUCCUAUCCUAUAUUUUUUGUAAAUGCCUAUUUUCCAUAAACCAGUAUUAAUAAGCCGUUGCUCUUAAAAUGGCAGAUGAGAUCAAAACUCAUUGGCCUAUUGCCAGAGGCCCAUUCAAAAUCAUUUCCUGGCUUUGACUACACCCUGUUUGUACUCUACCUUCCAUUUCCCCCAAGAACAGUUUUUUUUUAUAGGGAAAACUGUAGGAAGAGGGAGAUACAGAUAGGAUUAACAGCUGUCCUCAGGGGCCAUGAAGGCAAAUUUAGCCUUUCAUAUUGCCACAUGUCAAAAUGUUCUGAAAUUGAGUAAGUAGUUUUUCCUGCUUAAUUUUUAAAUAGAGCAUUAGGCUACCAAAUCCUUCUGUUAUGCCUGUCUCUUUUUUCUUAAAUCAACCCACUGGUUGUUUGAAAAACAAACUUUCCCAAUAAAGCAGUAAUUUAAAACUAGUUGGAAGUUAAAA